Molecule: messenger RNA, 3133 nt
Organism: Calliphora vicina (urban bluebottle blowfly)
Lineage: Eukaryota; Metazoa; Arthropoda; Insecta; Diptera; Calliphoridae
Product: RNA cytidine acetyltransferase l(1)G0020
Exons: 7
Coding region: 69-3086 (1005 amino acids)
Biological process (GO): rRNA acetylation involved in maturation of SSU-rRNA
Cellular component (GO): 90S preribosome; nucleolus
Molecular function (GO): 18S rRNA cytidine N-acetyltransferase activity; tRNA binding; ATP binding
Source: RefSeq, a predicted model, not a curated record
AUUGCAGUGUUUUUCUUUCGAUACAUAUAUUUUUUCGUAUUAUAAUUUAAUUAUAAAAUUAUUUCAAUAUGGUUAAAAAGAAGAUUGACAAUCGUAUCAGAGUUAUGAUCGAAAAUGGUGUAAAAUUAGGACAUCGUACAAUGUUUAUAAUAAUUGGUGACAAGGCCAGGGAUCAAGUACCCAUUCUUUAUGACAUUCUAACGAAAUCGACCGUUAAAGCUCGUCCAAGUGUUUUAUGGUGUUAUAAGAACAAAGAUGAAGCCAUAUCCAAUCACGGUAAGAAGCGUGCAAAGAAAAUAGCUGCCGGAAAGAUUGACAUCAAUGAUGCAGAUCUUUUCGAUACUUUCCGAGUCUCUACCACCAUACAUGGUCGUUAUUAUUCUGAAACUCAUGCCAUAUUGGGUAGAACUUAUGGAGUUUGUGUUUUGCAAGAUUUUGAAGCCCUCACACCCAAUCUUUUGGCUCGUACUGUGGAAACAGUUGAGGGAGGUGGUCUCAUUGUAUUGCUUCUUAAAACGUUAUCGUCUCUUAAACAAUUAUUUACGAUGAGUAUGGAUGUACAUAAACGCUUCCGUACCGAAUCCCAUCAAACUGUUACUUGUCGUUUCAAUGAAAGGCUUAUACUUUCUUUGGCCGAUUGUAAGAGAUGUCUUGUUGUAAAUGAUGACUUAACCGUACUGCCAUUAAGUUCAAAAACCAUUAAUGUUGAUCCAGUAAAUCCCGCUGAAAUCCAUAAAUCGGAAAAUAACGAGUUUCUGAUUGAUCUUAAAGAAAGUCUAAGAGAUACUCCCCCUGCUGGCCCUCUGGUGAACCUUUGUAAAACAUAUGACCAGGCAAAGGCAGUGGCUCAAUUUAUUGAAGCUCUUGCUGAAAAACAAUUAAAACCACCCACAUCAUUGACUGCUGCUCGAGGUCGUGGUAAAUCUGCCGCCAUGGGUCUUUCAAUUGCUGCAGCCGUUGCUUUCGGUUACGUUAAUAUUUAUGUAACUUCUCCCCAUCCUGAGAAUUUAAUAACAUUAUUCGAAUUUGUAUUAAAAGGGUUUGAUGCUUUGGAAUAUCAAGAGCAUACAGAUUAUACAAUAAUACGUUCUACAAAUCCGGAUUACAAAAAAGCUAUUAUACGCAUUAACAUCACACGCUCAAAUCGACAAACAAUACAAUAUAUUGCACCAAAUGAUACGCAUCUGUUGAAUGCUGCUGAUUUACUACUAAUUGAUGAAGCUGCUGCUAUACCGCUGCCAUUGGUUAAGAAAAUGAUGGGUCCAUAUUUGAUUUUUAUGGCUUCGACCAUAAACGGUUAUGAGGGUACAGGAAGAUCGUUAAGUUUAAAACUGAUAUCACAAUUGCAAAAGGAAAAUAAUGCACCUCCACCGAUUAAACUCGACGAGUCCAUACGUUAUACAGAGGGGGAUGAUAUUGAAAGCUGGUUGAUAAAUCUCUUAUGUUUGGAUGCCACAACCACAGUACCAAACAUUAGCUCUGGUUGUCCCACUCCGGAUGCUUGUGAACUAUAUUACGUAGAUCGAGAUGCUCUAUUCUCUUACCACAAGGCAGCCGAAUCAUUUUUGCAUCGUUUAGUAUCGAUUUAUGUCGCAUCUCAUUAUAAGAAUAGUCCCAAUGAUUUGCAAAUGAUGAGUGAUGCUCCGGCUCACCACUUGUUUUGUUUGUUGGGACCCAUUCAAAGAAAAGAUCAAUUGCCUGAGAUAUUGGUGGUAGUGCAGGUGGCUUUAGAAGGUGAAAUAUCCUCACAAACAAUAACAGAUUCGUUGGGUAGAGGCAAAAAAGCAAGUGGUGAUUUAAUACCUUGGAAUGUAUCUGAACAAUAUGGUGAUAAAGAAUUUCCCAAAUUGGCUGGUGUAAGAAUUGUGCGCAUUGCUACACAUCCCAACUACCAAAGGAUGGGUUAUGGUAAAAGAGCCAUCAAAUUGUUGAGAGACUAUUAUGCUGGCAAAUGUACGGACUUAAACGAACACAUCAAUGAUGAUGAAAAUGGCAUUGAAGAGAUAGAAGAAGAACAAUUGGGUUUGUUAAAAGAACAAAUACGUCCUAAACGUAAAAUUCCCACAUUAUUAAAACGUUUGAAUGAAAGAUUGCCUGAACAUAUCGACUAUUUGGGUACUUCCUAUGGUUUGACUCAAGAAUUAUUAAAAUUCUGGAAAAACAUGGGCUUCGUGCCAGUAUAUUUAAGCCAGAAAGCAAAUGAUUUAACUGGUGAACAUUCCUGCAUAAUGUUACAUACGUUAGACAAAUCUGGUCUGAAUCAAAAAGUCAAUGCUGAAUGGCUGAGUCUUUACUACAAUGACUUCAGAAGACGUAUUAUCAAAUUACUAAGUAAAGCAUUUAGAGAAUUCCCCACAAGUCUGUCUCUAUCUUUGUUAGACAAUAAAUGUGUUAAAACUGCAAUGGCUGAACUAAAUAAAGAGACACUAGACGUCUACUUUUUGCCACACGAUUUACAACGCCUCGAAUCUUAUUCGCGCAAUCAAAUUGAAUUCCGUUUAAUUUUGGAUUUAACCAAUGACAUAAGUUAUUUAUAUUUCCAAGGUAAAAUUAGUGAUCUACAAAUUGAUGCUUUACAAAAAGCUAUACUUCUGGCAAUUGGUGUGCAAGGUAAAACUGUAGAUGGCAUAGCGGCUGAAUUAAAUAUGCCAGGAAAUCAAAUAUUGGCCAAAUUUUAUGACAUAAUAAAAAAAUCAUCGAAAUAUUUCUCCAAUGUUGUCGAAGGCCAUAUCGAAAGCACCAUGGUUAGUGAAACAAAACUAAAGAGAGGUGAAGACUUCGAACCCAUUUCAUUGUCACUCAACGAUGAGCUGGAAGAGACGGCCAAACAAAUAACUAAAAAGCAAAAGGACGAGCUUAAACGUCUUAAAAUGGAAAGUCUAAAAGAGUUUGCCAUUAAGGGCAGUGAGGAGGAUUGGUCAAAGGCUUUAUCGGGAAAAGAGAGCAAAUCCAAGUUGAUAUCAGUUAAAAGUGGUAUUAAACGUUUGGAUGAACCAUUGGAUUCUCAAACAUCUGAAGGCAGUAAAGAACCCAAAAAGAAAAAAAUGAAAUUUGGCAAAAAAUCAUUAAAUAAAUCUGUUAUUUAGGAUUAGACAUGUGUAAUGUAUUAUUUUUGAAUACAAAAAAAAAGAAA